GAUUUUGUUUUGAGUAAAAGAGGAAAUGGUGGGUAGUAGUAAUUCGUUGGCGGGUCUACAAGAUCACUUGAAAUUAGCCAGAGAAUACGCACUAGAAGGAUCCUAUGACACAUCUGUCAUCUUCUUCGAUGGCGCCAUUGCUCAGAUCAACAAGCAUUUAAACACCCUUGACGAUCCUUUGGCCCGGACUAAAUGGAUGAACGUUAAAAAAGCCAUAAUGGAAGAGACGGAAGUUGUUAAGCAAUUGGAUGCAGAGAGGAGAGCAUUUAAAGAAGCUCCCACUGGGCGUCGCGCUGCUUCUCCGCCUAUCAAUACCAAAUCAUCCUUUGUUUUUCAGCCCUUGGAUGAGUAUCCAACUUCAUCCGCUGCUCCUAUGGAUGAUCCUGAUGUCUGGAGGCCUCCUACCCGUGAUGUUUCUAGUAGAAGACCCGCCAGGCCUGGUCAAACUGGUACCAGAAAAUCACCUCAGGAUGGGGCUUGGGCUCGUGGCCCUACUACACGAACAGGUCCAGCUUCCCGUGGUGGAAGAGGUGGGGCUACUAGUAAGUCAACUGCAGGCGCCCGCUCUUCCACUGCCGGUAAGAAGGGAGCUGCCUCAAAAUCUACCAAGGCAGAGUCUAUGAAUGGUGAUGCUGAAGACGGGAAGUCAAAAAGGGGAUUGUAUGAGGGACCUGAUGAGGACCUGGCUGCUAUGCUUGAAAGGGAUGUGUUGGACUCAACUCCUGGUGUCCGUUGGGAUGAUGUUGCAGGUUUGUCUGAAGCCAAAAGGCUGCUUGAGGAGGCAGUUGUCCUUCCUUUAUGGAUGCCCGAAUACUUUCAGGGUAUUCGAAGACCAUGGAAAGGAGUUCUCAUGUUUGGUCCUCCUGGGACAGGUAAAACCCUGUUGGCAAAAGCAGUUGCAACCGAGUGUGGUACCACCUUCUUCAACGUCUCUUCUGCUACAUUAGCUUCAAAAUGGCGUGGAGAGAGUGAGCGCAUGGUCAGAUGCCUGUUUGAUCUGGCUAGGGCAUAUGCUCCAAGUACAAUUUUUAUUGAUGAGAUCGACUCUCUCUGCAAUUCUCGGGGGGGUUCUGGAGAGCAUGAAUCGUCAAGAAGGGUGAAAUCGGAACUCCUAGUUCAAGUAGAUGGAGUGAGCAAUACAGCGACAAAUGAAGACGGUAGUCGCAAAAUAGUAAUGGUAUUGGCAGCUACCAACUUCCCAUGGGACAUAGAUGAAGCUCUCAGGAGGAGGCUGGAAAAACGUAUAUAUAUCCCACUUCCAGAUUUUGAAAGUCGUAAGGCACUUAUCAAUAUCAAUCUGAGAACAGUCGAGGUGGCGAGUGAUGUUAAUAUUGAAGAUGUGGCCAGGAGAACGGAAGGGUACAGUGGAGACGAUCUGACUAACGUGUGCAGGGACGCAUCAAUGAACGGUAUGAGGCGUAAGAUAGCGGGGAAAACGAGGGAUGAGAUAAAGAACAUGUCGAAAGACGAUAUAUCAAAUGAUCCUGUGGCUAUGUGUGAUUUCGAAGAGGCCAUUAGGAAAGUGCAACCGAGUGUAUCUUCCUCUGAUAUUGAGAAACACGAGAAGUGGCUCUCUGAGUUUGGAUCUGCUUAAUUUAAACCCACUUUUUAUUAGUGUCAUAAGAUGUGUGCCUUCUCUUGUGUUUGUUGUUUAUUGUAUCAUUAUCAUUAUUAUUUGCCAGUCAUUUAUCAUAUUCUUAUGUUUCUAUAUUCCAAACUUGUAAACCUCUACGAAAAAGAAAAGGAUUGUAUGAUU
This is a messenger RNA of Arabidopsis arenosa, 1756 nucleotides long. The record is from the annotation of a GenBank genome assembly. NCBI's taxonomy places the organism in Eukaryota, Viridiplantae, Streptophyta, Magnoliopsida, Brassicales, Brassicaceae.